This is a messenger RNA of Alligator mississippiensis (American alligator), 3337 nucleotides long. RefSeq names its product MMS19 homolog, cytosolic iron-sulfur assembly component (gene MMS19). Bases 5 to 3103 code for a protein of 1032 amino acids. NCBI's taxonomy places the organism in Eukaryota, Metazoa, Chordata, Crocodylia, Alligatoridae. Gene Ontology annotation, cellular component: MMXD complex; cytosolic [4Fe-4S] assembly targeting complex. The record is from RefSeq and is a predicted model, not a curated record. The transcript has 31 exons. Gene Ontology annotation, biological process: iron-sulfur cluster assembly.
GCGCAUGCGCGGGGCGAGGCGGGGCGGGGCCAUGGCGGCGCUGCGGGCGCUCGUGCAUGACUUCGUGUCCGGGCUGCAGGACGGGCCCGCGCCCGAGGUGGCGGCAGGGCUGCGCGCCGGGAGCUGGACGGCGCUGGACGUGGUGGAGGCGCUCGGGUCGUCGCUGGAGCACCCGGAGCCGCGCACACGCGCCCGCGGGCUGCAGCUGCUGGGCCAGGUCCUGCUGCGCUGCCACGGCGCCCUGCGCCACGCGGAAGUGACGCACCUGGUGCUGUUCUUCGAGGCGCGCCUGAAGGACCAUCACCUGGUGAUCCCCGCCGUGCUGCACGGCUUGCACGCGCUGAGCCUGAGCGAGGCGCUGGCCCCGGGCCUGGCCGUGUCGGUGCUCAAGGCCAUCUUCCAGGAGGUGCACGUGCAGUCGCUGCUGCAGCUGGAUCGGCACACGGUCUACACCAUCAUCACCAACUUCAUGCGGACGCGGGAGGAAGAGCUGAAGAGCCUCGGCACCGACUUCACCUUCGGCUUCAUCCAGGUGAUGGACGGCGAGAAGGACCCGCGCAACUUGCUGGUUGCCUUCCAGAUCGUCCGCGACCUCGUCCUCAAGGGCUACGCGCUCGGCCCCUUUGUGGAGGAGCUGUUUGAGGUGACGUCCUGCUACUUCCCCAUCGACUUCACCCCGCCCCCCAACGACCCCCACGGCAUCCAGCGGGAAGAUCUGAUCGUCAGCCUCCGCGCCGUGCUGGCCUCCACGCCCCAGUUCGCUGAGUUCCUUUUGCCGCUUCUCAUCGAGAAAAUGGACUCGGAGCUGCAGAGCGCCAAGCUGGACGCCGUGCAAACCCUGAGUGCCUGCUGUGCCAUCUACGGGCCCAAGGAGCUGCAAGAGUUCCUGCCCAGCCUUUGGGCUUCCCUGCGUCGGGAGGUGUUCCAGACAGCGAGCGAGAAGCUGGAGGCAGAGUGCCUGGGUACACUGACAGCACUGGCCGCCUGCCUGUCCCACGCCGUGCUCCACGCCGACACCCACGACCCGCUGGACACCUUUCUCAGUGGUGUGCUGCAAGACUGCCGGCACCACCUGUGCGAGCCUGACAUGAAGCUGGUGUGGCCAAGUGCCAAGCUGUUGCAAGCCGCAGCCAGCGCCUCACUCCGGGCCUAUCACCACAUCGCUGGCAGCGUCCUGCCCCUGCUGCUGGAGCAGUACAACCAGCACCCCCAGGGCUGUAACCCGGGCCCGGUCUUGGCUCCUGUGCAGAGCAGCCAGCGGAGGACGAUCCUGGAGAUGCUGCUGGGCUUCCUGGAGCUGCUGCAGAAGUGGGGGCACGAGGAGGGCGACGAGACCGUCCUGCUGGGCGUCCGUGCCCCGCUGUGCUCCGUGGUGUUCUCGGCACUGACGGACCCCAGCGUGCAGCUGCAGAUAGUGGGUGUCCGGGCCCUGACCGUGCUGGGCGCGCUCCCAGGGCUUUUGGUGGCCUCAGACCUGGACUUAGCUGUGGACCAUUUGACACGACUCGUUCUCCAUGAGGAGGAUCCCCAGAGCAGCAUGGCAGCGAUGGAGGCCGCAGGCACCCUGGCACCUGCCCACCCUGGGGCCUUCACAGACCACAUGGUGCGGGCACUGGCACAGGAGCUGCAGACAGAGCGGGAGGAUGAGGGCACCCGGCACCAGCGCUGCCUACAGGCUUUGGCUGCUGUGUCCACCCACCCCAGCAUUGUGCGUGAGACCGUCCCCGUCCUGCUGCAGCAUCUCCGCCACCUGCAGAGAGGCAGCGAGCCAGGGGACACUGGGAAAACGGCAUCGCUGUGCCGCAGCCUGCACCGCGUGGCUGUGCAGAGCCAGCACGACCCCGAGAGCUGCAGCUUCUACCACCAGGCCGUGGUGCCUUGUCUGCUGGGCCUGGCCCUGCAGGCUGCCCUGCAAGAGGAUGCUCUCCUGGCGCCAGGCAAGGCGCUGCUGGAGGAGGAGGCUUUGACCUCCAUGGUGCCCGUCAUCAGCGCCGCCAGCACCCACCUGAGCCCCGAGCUGGCGGUGCAGAGCGCGGCGCUCAUAGUGCCCCUUUUCCUGGACGGGGACGUCUCCUUCUUACCCCAGAACAGCUUCCCCUGCUCUUUCCAGCCCUUCCAGGAUGGGCCCUGCUUAGCAGCGCAGAGACGUCUGGUCACCCUGCUCAUGGCCUUCAUCUGCUCCCUGCCCAGGAACGUGCCCGUCCCCCAGCAGGACCGGCUGCUGCGGGAGCUGCUGGCCCUGAGCUGCGCCUGUGACUGCCCCUUUGCUGCCACGGCUGCCGCUAAGUGCUUUGCGGGACUGGUGAACAAGCACCCAGAAGGGCCGCAGCUGGACGAGGUGCUGCAGCUGGCGCUGAACCGGCUGGAGCCGGGCCUGGCCGAGGGUCCCCGCCGCACCCAGGCCCUCGGCCUGCUCCUCUGGGUGACCAAGGCUCUGGUGCUGCGCUACCACCCGCUGAGCUCCCGCCUGACGGACAAGGUGCUGGCGCUGCUGGGGGAUGCAGAGCUGGGCCCGGCGGCAGCUGAGGGGCUGGGGCUCCUGCUGGGCGAUGCACCUGAUGUGCUGCACCGCGGCUGCCACGCCGACGUGCGCCUCAUGUACCGCCAGCGCUUCUUCACCGACAACGUGCCCCGGCUGGUGCAGGGCUUCCACGCUGCCCACUCCGAUGUGAAGGCUAACUACUUGAAGGGGCUGUCGCACGUGCUGAACCACCUGCCCAAGCCCGUGCUGGUGACGGAGCUGCCCACGCUGCUGCCACUGCUGCUGGAGGCACUGUCAUGCCUGGACCGCGGGGUGCAGCUCUCCACCCUGCGCUGCCUGCAGCCCCUGCUGCUCGAGGCCCCGCGCGCCCUGAGCCCGCACGGCGACACGCUGGUCACCAAGUUCCUGAGCCUCACUGACAGCCCCGCCAUGGCUGUCCGCAUCGCGGCCCUGCGCUGCAUCCAUGCGCUCACUAGCCUGCCCGCCCCGGGGCUGCUCCCAUACAAGGCGCGGGUGAUCCGGGCCCUGGCCAAGCCCCUGGACGACAAGAAGAGGCUGGUGCGGAAGGAGGCAGUGGUGGCGCGUGGGGAUUGGUUCCUCCUGGGCAGCCCGGGCAGGUGAGGCCCCCGCCCGUGCCACCCCCUGCACGACUGACAAUCGCACCCCACGCCUGGCCCGGCCGUGCCGCCAGUGCCACCAAGCUAACCCAACCCGCUUCCUGCCGGGACCAGAGGGCAGCACCUUCGCUGUGCCCACCCUGCACCCAGGAGCCCCCGCCACACAGGAGGGAGCAGGCAGGGCCCAGGCACGUGUCGCACUCCACAUGCCACCAGAAUAAACACGUGUGUUUUGGUA